Frankliniella occidentalis (western flower thrips) is the source of this 2830-nucleotide messenger RNA. RefSeq names its product zinc finger protein 845-like. The transcript has 5 exons. NCBI's taxonomy places the organism in Eukaryota, Metazoa, Arthropoda, Insecta, Thysanoptera, Thripidae. Bases 257 to 2830 code for a protein of 857 amino acids. Gene Ontology annotation, molecular function: DNA-binding transcription factor activity, RNA polymerase II-specific; RNA polymerase II cis-regulatory region sequence-specific DNA binding. The record is from RefSeq and is a predicted model, not a curated record. Gene Ontology annotation, biological process: regulation of transcription by RNA polymerase II.
CAUCGACGAGCCGAAGCGGGGACAGUCAGCCGGCAGCCGCUUCGACUCGCCCCCGAAACGAAAGAAUAAGUGGCCAGGUGGGUACGGACGGAAAGACCCAGGCGCAGGAGAGUAGGCAGUAGGCAGGCCCCUUUUCGGGCGGGACACGGGCACGGGACAGAGACACAAGACGGAAGUCGGCAGUCGUCGGCUUUCUCUGGCGCGGGUCACAUCUCUUCAUAACAGCGCCCAGGUUCUCUAGCAAAGCCAUCUCAACAUGGACCCACCCCGGCAGCCGACGUCCCUGAAGAAAGUAAAAUGUCCCGCUUGUUCCAAGGCAUUCCGGUACAGAAGUCAGCUCAGUAUGCACAUGAGGACGCACACUGGCGAGCGGCCCUUCCAGUGCACUGUGUGCCAGAAGGCAUUCACACACGAAGUUGCCUUGACCCUGCACGUCCGGAGUGUACACCAAAAUGAUAAGACGUUCAGAUGUGCAUUUUGUGCGAAAUGGUUCGGGCAGGCUACUCACCUUGUGAUACACCUCCGAACGCACACGGGCGAGAAGCCCUGCAAGUGUUCGCACUGCCCGAAAGCGUUCGCCGACCCCAGCGCCCUGAGGGUUCACCUUAGGUUCCACACCGGCGAACGGCCGUUCAAGUGCACGCUCUGCGACAAGACCUUCCACCUGGGGCACCACCUUAGGCACCACAUCCGGACGCACACCGGCGAGAAGCCCUGCAAGUGCGAGCACUGCCCCAUGGCCUUCGCCGACCCGGCCGCCCUCGCCCGCCACAAGACGAUCCACCAAGAGGUAAAAGGGUUGAAGUGCACCGUGUGCCAAAAGGAGUUCAGGCUGGUCGCCGACAUGAACAAGCACCUCAAGAACCACACUGGCGAGAAGCCGCACCAGUGCACGGUCUGCAGGAAGCGGUUCAAGAGCGGGUGUGCCCUCAAAGAGCACCUGUUCUACCACCACGCCGACAGUGGUCCCUACGAGUGCAGCCGCUGUCAUAAGUUCUUUCGGUUCCCGAGCCACCUCAUCAGCCACCUCGCCCAACACGUUUGCACUCCGCCCUUCGGGUGCCCGCUGUGCCACAAACCCCAGGGCGACAAGCGCGUCCUGUACCACCACCUCAAGGAGCACGUCCCCCUCAAGGCCGAGCAGCCGCCGUACCAAACACAGCCACCUCCGACCCCUUUCCUCUGCACCGAGUGCGGCGGGACGUUCCGGAGGCGCGAGCGGCUCCUGCAGCACCUGUGGACUCACAUCCGGACGUUCCGUGAAAGAAGUGACCUAAAGGUCCACAUGAGGACGCACACUGGCGAGCGGCCCUUCCAGUGCACCGAGUGCCUAAAGGCAUUCACACAGGAAGGUGCCUUGAACUUGCACGUCCGGACAGUACAUUUAAAUGAAAAGACCUUCAGAUGUGCAUUUUGUGCAAAAUGGUUCGGGCAGGCUGGGGCCCUUAAGUUGCACCUCCGAACGCACACGGGCGAGAAGCCCUGCAAGUGUUCGCACUGCCCGAAAGCGUUCGCCGACCCCAGCGCCCUGAGGCAUGUGGUCAGCGCGCUGCCGUCGCUGUCAGCGCUGCGGCGCCUCCAGUUCGAUGACAACAACGCAAGGAAACCAGACGAGCUUCUGCUGGCGAUCAGCCCCGACGUGGCGCCGGCGCUGCGGACAGUUGAGGUGACUCUGUUUGAGUACUGCGUUCACUCCUGGCUCCACGGGGACACGGUCAAGACUGUUAUGGCGGUGAACCCCUCACUCCAUAUCAAAUUCGACCCCUUAUUGAAACUCGUCUGUGCAUUUAAAAUGAAGCAUCCAAGUCGGUCCGGAACCCCUCACAAGAAGUACGAGUGUGCCAUUUGCUACAAGGCCUUCCCGAUGAGAUGCACCCUAGAAGCCCACAUGAGGGUGCACACUGGCGAGCGGCCCUACCAGUGCACCGUGUGUCAGAAGGCAUUUAAAGACCGCAGCGCAUUAAGUGUUCACUUCCGCGCAGUACACUUGAAAGAAAAGCCGUUUAGGUGUGCAAUCUGUGGGAAAUGUUGGGGAGAUGCUGCGGGACUUAAGGUGCAUCUUCGAACGCACACGGGUGAAAAGCCCUUCAAGUGUCCGCACUGCCCGAAGGCUUUCACCCAGAGCAGCGCGCAGAGGGUUCACCUCAGGACCCACACCGGUGAACAGCCGUUCAAGUGCACAUUCUGCGACAAGGCUUUUAGCCAAUGGACCAACCUCUUGCGCCACAUCCGGACACACACCGGUGAGAAGCCCUGCAAGUGCGAGCACUGCCCCAUGGCCUUCGCGGACCCGGCCGCCCUCAUCCGCCACAAGACGAUCCACCAGGAAAAAAGGGAGUUCAAGUGCACCGUGUGCCAAAGGGAAUUCAGGCUGGUCGCCAAGUUGAACAACCACCUCAAGACCCACACUGGCGAGAAACCCCACCAGUGCACGGUCUGCAAGAAGCGGUUCAAGAGCGGCUGUGAGCUCAAAGCUCACCUGUUCUUCCACCACGCCGACAGUGGCCCCUACGAGUGCAGCCUCUGCAACAAGUUCUUGCGGUUCCCGAGCUACCUCAUCAACCACCUCCGCGACCACGCGGGUCCGUCUUUUCGGUGCCCGCUGUGCCACAAACCCCAAGGCGACAGCAGGCGGGCCAUGUACCGCCACCUCAAGGAGGAGCACGUCCCCCUCAAGGCUGUGGCGCCGCCUUACCGAACACCACGCGAGACCUCCCCGCCGGCCGCGUUCCUCUGCACCGAGUGCGGCGGGACGUUUCGGCAGCGCGCGUGGCUCCUGCAGCACCUGUGGACCCACAUCCGGUCGGGGCGGGGCCGCGGCGGGCCGUGA